AUGAUCUCUCGGUUCUUUGAAGGCUAUACGUUUCAAAAGUAUGUGGACUCAGACAGCGGGGAUGACUCUGACAAGCGCUCUUGUGAAGAGAGCUGGAGGCUCAUCUCCUCCUUGCGGGAGCAGCUGCCGCCCACCACGGUCCAGACCAUUGUCAAACGCUGUGGCCUGCCUAGCAGUGGCAAGCGCAGGGGCCCUCGCGGGGUUUAUCAGAUCCCCCAGCGACGCAGGCUGCAGGGCAAAGACCCCCGCUGGGCCACCAUGGCUGACCUGAAGAUGCAGGCGGUGAAGGAGAUCUGCUACGAGGUGGCCCUGGCUGACUUCCGCCACGGGCGGGCUGAGAUUGAGGCCCUGGCCGCCCUCAAGAUGCGGGAGCUGUGUCGCACCUAUGGCAAGCCAGAAGGCCCCGGAGAUGCCUGGAGGGCUGUGGCCCGGGAUGUCUGGGACACUGUAGGUGAGGAGGAAGGAGGUGGAGCUGGCAGUGGUGGUGGCAGUGAGGAGGAAGCCCGAGGGGCGGAGGUGGAGGACCUCCAGGCCCACAUCGACAAGCUGACGGAGAUUCUGCAGGAGGUGAAGCUGCAGAACAGCAGCAAGGACGGGGAGCUGCAGGCCCUGCGGGACCGCAUGCUCCGCAUGGAGAGGGUCAUCCCCCUGGCCCAGGAUCAUGAGGAUGAGAAUGAAGAAGGUGGUGAGGUCCCCUGGGCCCCGCCUGAAGGAUCAGAGGCAGCAGAGGAGGCAGCCCCCAGUGACGGCAUGCCGUCAGCCCAGCCCCCUCGCCACCACUGUCAAGCUGGGAGCGGGUGUCACGGCUCAUGGAGGAGGACCCUGCCUUCCGUCGUGGUCGUCUUCGCCGGCUCAAGCAGGAGCAGCUACGGCUGCAGGGACUGCAGGGCUCGGGGCCGGGGCGGGGGGCUGCGCAGGCCCCCAGCCCGCUUUGUGCCCCCCACUACUCCACCCCUGCCUGCAGGCCUCCGAGUCCCCGAAGGUCCCACCAUCCCCUCAGGAACUCCCUGGAUGGAGGGGGCCGAUCCCGGGGAGCGGGUUCUGCACAGCCUGAACCCCAGCACUUCCAGCCCAAAAAGCACAACUCUUAUCCCCAGCUACCCCAACCCUACCCAGCCCAGCAGCCCCCAGGGCCCCGCUACCCCCCAUACACUACUCCCUCACGAAUGA
This is a messenger RNA of Symphalangus syndactylus (siamang), 1170 nucleotides long. RefSeq names its product kinesin-like protein KIF1C. The record is from RefSeq and is a predicted model, not a curated record. Lineage: Eukaryota; Metazoa; Chordata; Mammalia; Primates; Hylobatidae.